This is a messenger RNA of Mobula hypostoma (lesser devil ray), 2224 nucleotides long. RefSeq lists its product as uncharacterized. The transcript has 6 exons. NCBI's taxonomy places the organism in Eukaryota, Metazoa, Chordata, Chondrichthyes, Myliobatiformes, Myliobatidae. Gene Ontology annotation, biological process: regulation of apoptotic process. The record is from RefSeq and is a predicted model, not a curated record. Bases 142 to 969 code for a protein of 275 amino acids.
GCGGAACUUGGAGAUUCCCUUGCGAAAUACGUGGGAGAGAUAAACAACAAAGCGUGCUGGACAGGGGCUGAACUUUCCACACCACAUGUGAUUUAAGGGAGGAAGCAACAGAGCAUUUUCACAGUAACACAACUUGGAAAAAUGAAUCUGAGUGGGACGCCGAAGGCUUACAAAGCUGGACACCUAAAGCCUCAGAUGUCCAGCACUGAAGUGUUAUCAAGCAGGACAAUAGAAUUUGAUCUCCGCAAACAUUACUACGCGAUGAGCAUGUCAAUGCCCCCCGCGGUGGCGGAGCAGAUUGCUUUCUCCCUGUACAGUGCUCGGAUUCUCAGCCAAUAUGAACUUAACGUCAUUAUCUCUAAGACUGAGGUGCUCUCCAAGGCAUCUGAGCUGCUCUCUGUCGUCAUCCGGAAAGGGUCGAAGGCCUGUGGCAUCUUUCUCCAGGUUCUUAAAACAUGUGACCCAAAUCUCAGUGAACAACUAGUCAGAGAACAAGCAGUUAAUUCUACUAAUAAGAUUCCAAUGACUGAAUUAUUGAAGCCACCUUCUUAUGCAGUGCAGUCCCCGGUGAUAUGCAAGAUAUGCAUCUGCAACUCAAGUCUGAACAACUGCACUUUUGGCUCAGGCAACAGUAUGUCCAUCAUAACAACCACACCAUUAUCCAACACCGAGGAGCCUGCCACAAGUAUAAAUAAAGAAUGCGGAAACGUCAUCGGUGCAACAUCUACAUCUUGCUUGUCCAGCAUUUCAAAUGACACAGAUGUAUAUAGUAUGGAAACCUUCCAAGCUGACAUCGAAAUCGUCAGAUCUAAAUUAACAAAUAUUACUGUUGGAGAAAGCAAUGUGUUCACAGUUGUGGAAGAAUUCAGCAAUAAAGAUGAUAAUGAGAAGGAUCUGGAAGAAGAGUUAGAAGGAAAUGACUACAACGAACAGUCAGCAAAGGUGUCGGUGGCCAAAGCAUGUGUAUAAUUUGAAAUACAGCAUGUAGAUUACUAUAUAGAUGAAUUUCAGUGGGAGAUUGAAAUAUUAAACGCAGAGACUCUGUGAAUGCCGUCUGGUAGUUAUAACAGCAGAAAGCACCCAGCAGGCUCUGGAAUUCAGUUGUUCAAGCUUCAUGGUUAAAUCUUAUUAUAAACCACUCUACCAAAAACUGAUUUUCUGUAAUUCCGUAAAAUCCCAAUUUCUCAGUGUUACUGAUUUAUUAGCUUCACAGGGAAUAUCAAAGUGGCACAACUGAGGUUCAAAUCAGAUAAAUUGAUCUCUUUUAAUAGCACAAUUCCCUAGCCCAGAGGACAGAAGUAUAUUCAACACUAAAGUUGAUAGGACACUAAGGAGGAAGAUAGGCUUGAGACAGGAGAUCAACAAUCAUUCUUGAAAGAAUGACUUGAAAAGCUGUUCCUACAUUGAUUUCAUAUUUUUAAGUAUCAUCUGCUUAUUGUGUUAGUUUUGUAUAUCUAACCACUUCAAAACGGGGGUUGCCCUGUUCAGUAUUUAUUUAUUUAUUUAUCUAUCUAUCUAUCUACACAUCCACUUGCAGGAUGUGACCAUUGUGAUAAGAUAGUACAUGUCCAUCACUAAUUGCUUCUUGAUCAAGCUCCCAUAGUGGACUGAAGGGAGUUAAAGAUUGUCCAGGAGGCCAAGUAUGGAGCAGUAAAAAAUGCUCUGUGCAUUCUGGAUGGGAAGAAGUUGUUAAGGUAGAUAAGGGCAAAGACAUUUCUCACCCCAUAGCAUGCCUCUACAGCUGUAUUGACACCUUUAGGAACAGCCGACAACACUCCAAGCUCCCACUGAAGCUCCUGGCUUCCCAGUAUCUCACCACAUAUUGCAGCUUCUUUGCAUCAUCUCAUUUUUCAGCUUUCAUUCACCCACCCAUUAAUCAUUCUUCUGUUCACUGCCAGCCACGUGGCCAAUUUAAGAUAAGGUUAUGACUCACCAAAAUGGGGCAUCAUCGCACUGGAGACAGAAGAGACCACAAAAUUAUGGAAUCAGAGGAACGCAGCACGACAGGCAGGAAAUGGACAGCUGACGUUUCAGAUUGAGAUGUUCAUUGUACGUAGCUGUUCAUUUAGGGUUCCCAGCUUGGGAAAGCCCAGAUCAAAAGCUGAUCGACUGCUAAAACGGGAUAUAGGUGCGGCCCUGAUUGACCACAUUCACUCUUCACUGGCACCACUGCAUUCUCAGCCUUGAAGAAAAGCAUUUGUACAUAAAUUCAGUGUGAGGUGGG